GGAGUUGGAUCAACAUGACAGCCAGAGCUGUGUGUCAUUUGAAACCAGAGAAAGAAGAGGAUGGUUCUAAGCAGGGUUCUCCGGGUACCCACAAGUGUAGCGUGUGUUGUAAGGAGUUUCGUCGCCCGAGUAAACUGAAGGUACACAUGCGGACUCACACUGGUGAGAAACCGUACAGUUGUGAUAGAUGCGACAAAAGCUUUGUGAGUAUAAGUCAUAGGAAUGUUCAUAUGCAAUCUCACACUGAUGAGAGACCCUACAUGUGUGAGGUGUGUAACAAGCGGUUUAAAUCCCUGAGUCAUCUGAAGUCACAUGUGAAAACACAUACCGGUGAAAAACCGCACUUGUGUAAGAAUUGCAAUAAAAGCUUUAACCAGGUUGGUCAUUUGAAAAAGCACAUGCGGACUCACACUGGUGACAUGUACAGAUGUGAGGAGUGCGACAGAAAGUUUAGUGCCCUAAGUCACCUGGAGAGACACAUGCGAACUCACACCGGUGAAAAACCGUUCAAGUGUGAGCAUUGUAAUGCAACUUUUAAUCAGUUCGGUAAUUUAAAGAGACACAUACGAACUCAUGAUCAGACCGGCGAGAAACCGUACAAGUGUGAGAAGUGUAACGGCCAGUUCAGUCAGCUGUCUAACCUGAAGGUACACAUGCGAACUCACACGGGUGAGAAACCGUACAGAUGUGAAGAGUGUAGCAGGCAGUUCAGCAGACUGUCCAAUCUAAAGGAACACAGGCUUACUCACAACCGCAUGGCUAAGGCUGGAUAUGGGUCUCCUACUGAUGUUCCCCUGGAGCUCGGUGAUGGGUCUCUCGUUGGAGUUUCAUGUGACAGAGAUGCAGGCAAUGGCGAAGACAAGCAGACAGCAAGCAAAAAUAAUUUGGAAUGUCAACAAGAAGCACAUACUGAUGAAAAACCUUAUCUAUGCGAGGAUUGUGGGUACAGGACAUCCCGGAAGCGUGACUUAUCCAGACAUAUGAGAACUCAUACAGGUGAAAAACCCUUCAAGUGUGACCAGUGUGAGUAUUCUGCUACAUGUAAGUUUACCUUGAACCGACAUCUAGCAAAGCACACUGGUGACAAACCCUACAUGUGUGGAGAAUGUGGGUACAGGGCAACUCAAAAGUGUGACUUAUCCAGACAUAUGAAAAAACAUACUGGUGAAAAACCCUACAAGUGUGACCAGUGUGAUUAUUCUGCUGCACAGAAAUCCAGCUUGGACAUCCAUCUGCUCAAGCACACCGGUGACAAACCCUACAUGUGUUGGGAAUGUGGGUACAGGGCAACUCAAAAGGGUGACUUAUCCAGACAUAUGAAAAAACAUACUGGUGAAAAACCCUACAAAUGUGACCAGUGUGAUUAUUCUGCUGCACAGAAAUCUACAUUGGACAGCCACCUUGCAACACACUCUGGUACGAAACCCUACAUCAUGUGUGGGGAGUGUGGAUACAGGACAGCUGAUAGGCGUAACCUACACAGACAUAUGAGAACCCAUACCGGUGAAAGGCCCUACAAGUGUGACCAGUGUGAUUAUUCUGCAGCACAGAAAUCCACAUUGAAUCACCACUUAUCAAAACACACAUGAAAAAAGCUUGUGAGCACAGAAUGUGGCAUGGGACAACAGGAACGUCUGGCUUGCAUAUUGUACAUUUGAGAACCGACGGAAAGGGGGCCUGUGUAAAAGUGAGGAGUAUAAGAACUCAGCAGUUCGUUUAUCAGAUGGUGUUCACCUUCUAGCUUAUCACACUUAUGAUAAACAGUAAUGUGUAACAAUAGUGCCGGUACAUGACAACUUACCUACAAUCCCCUGCGGGACAGAAAUUGUGACUUGCCAUAUUCCCAUGCAGGUAAAUGUUGUCAAAUGUGAUAAAUUCUACAGUAUUUUUAUCAGUACUUUUGCUUAAUACCUAUCAAAUAGUUGUAACAACAGAAAGCCGGAGUUCUUUCGGUAACUAUAAAAUCAUAGUCAAAAGUAGGGAUCCGUAAAACCUGGCAUAUUAGAAAUACUAUGAAUAUUAAGAAUGAGGACGUUUUAAAAGUAUGCUUAUUUAAACACUUAUUUACUAAGCUAUACAAUAUACACUAUAUAUUAGUAUAUGUUAUAGUAUAUUAAUGAUUAUUCUAAAUCUCUGUUGAAAUUUACAGAAAAAAUUACGAUGCUUGUCUCUUUAUGAUUAAUAUGAAAUGUACUCUCUACUACUAAUGAAUAAUGUAGAUUAUUGUAAUAACAGUUAUAUGUAACAUGGGAUAAGGUGUUUAGUUAAUUAGACAUGAGGUUAUUAAAAUAAUGGCUAACAUUAUACUUUUCAUAUGUGAAAGUGUUGAUUUAUAGUGUCGGCCAUAAAGUGUGAGAUCUUUCAUUAUCAAUUUCAUUUUUACGUAGAUAUGAUCAAAGUUUAGACUAAAAAUUUCCAAUAACUAGAAUGAUAUUUUCUUGUGCAUUUUGUCCAGAAACUGCAGUGAAAUGGAAAAUGUGAAGUCCGUGCAUGCGUGGUCAUUUUAGAACAAUGGUUUGUAUGUCGUUGUCUCCUUUUAUUUCUCAUUUUC
Molecule: messenger RNA, 2551 nt
Organism: Branchiostoma floridae (Florida lancelet)
Lineage: Eukaryota; Metazoa; Chordata; Leptocardii; Amphioxiformes; Branchiostomatidae
Product: zinc finger protein 845-like
Exons: 2
Coding region: 15-1589 (524 amino acids)
Biological process (GO): regulation of transcription by RNA polymerase II
Cellular component (GO): nucleus
Molecular function (GO): RNA polymerase II transcription regulatory region sequence-specific DNA binding; DNA-binding transcription factor activity, RNA polymerase II-specific
Source: RefSeq, a predicted model, not a curated record